Drosophila persimilis is the source of this 1122-nucleotide messenger RNA. RefSeq lists its product as uncharacterized. Bases 241 to 1122 code for a protein of 293 amino acids. The record is from RefSeq and is a predicted model, not a curated record. NCBI's taxonomy places the organism in Eukaryota, Metazoa, Arthropoda, Insecta, Diptera, Drosophilidae. The transcript has 4 exons.
CACACACACACACUCACACACACCACCACAUAAAAAGUAAUUGAAAACUUAAUUGCAAAUUCAAAAAAACAAAAGAAAAGUAUUUUCGGACAAACAGACAACCGGAUACCGACUAUUAUUAUUAUAUUGAACGCUUAGGAAGAAUCACUUUUAGCCUUAUAUACAAAACAAAAAACGGAAAACAGAAAACAAACAAAAUCCAAGCAACAAACAAAGUAUACGUUUAAGGGGGAGAAAUAGAUGCCUAAGGUUCAAGAUUCAAGAUAUUUAAUAAUUCAAGAAACAAGAAACAUUGUCAAUAUGGCCGAUUCAAGGGAUAACGUUUCGGGACCAGGCACUAGCCCGGCAAACGGUACCGCCAGUCCGAGCGUCUAUCAAGGCCGGCCUCCUUCUGGGAGUUCUUCUGCUGCUGACAUAGUCCCCAAGGUUGAGAUCAGACAAGAUCUGAAGCCAUUGCCUCGCAUCAAACUAGCUCUAGUGAACGACGGAGCCAGCGAGCCCCCGACGAGAAGCGAAGGAGGAAGCCAGCGAGGAGGAGGAGCAGGGGAACGUGGCUCUCCACGGAUCUACGAUAUUGGAUUGGGAUUCGAACACGUGUCUUUAAACGGAGCACAGGAAAAAGAAGUCCAUCCGGGCGUCCUCUACGAAUGCUUGAGCCCAACGACCGGCACUAUAACCUACAGUAAGCGAGAUCCCGACGACCAGAACGGAGAGAAGGAGUCCACCAAGGCGGCUAAGUCGCUAGAAUAUCUGACGAUACCACAGCUGCUAGACCUUUGCGUGAAGAAGCAGGCCGAAGGGCACGGAUCAGAGAUCUUGCGGGUGCUCGACCUGCGCACCAAGGAGACGAAGCAGAGGGACGCAGAGCGAGCCCUACGCCAUAAGGAGCACUUGCGGGAGCUAGCGCGCUGCCAGCAGCGGCAAAGGCAGAAGGCGCGAGCCCAAGAGCAGCAGUGGCUCGGUAAGGAGAGGCUCAGGAAGAGACAGCAGGACGAGGACAAGGCCGCGAAACAAUUGGCGACGCUGAGGAAGGACAUUGAGCACCAGAUCAAGGUGCAGAAGGACUCGGAGGCGAAAAAGACCAACUGGAGAAAGACGAGCGGCGGCAGAGACUCGACGUGA